Messenger RNA from Symbiodinium sp. CCMP2592, 4743 nucleotides. The record is from the annotation of a GenBank genome assembly. NCBI's taxonomy places the organism in Eukaryota, Dinophyceae, Suessiales, Symbiodiniaceae.
AUGACGAGCUUUGUGCCAUGUUUCGGUCCCACCCUGAAUGCGCCGGUGAAGUCCGCUGAGGAGAUGGAGUCUGGCUUGGCAGCCGCGAGGCAAGCUCUGCACCUGUUGAACCUGCACGAACUCAACUACACUGCCAAGGAGGAGGUUCUCAUUCAGUCCAUGGUCGCGCGAUACCCGGACCCUCCGUCCGGCAACAUCACGCUGCAGAUGGCAAGUAACAGGAAGUAUGCCUCUUUGCUGGGCAAACUGAGACAGGAGGAAAGCGUGCAAGCUGACGCCGAUCUCAAAGUCUUCCAGGCGGAAGCUCUGAUGAUACUGCUCUGCACACCAGAUCAAUGGCACUUCUAUGAGUCAAGAGGAGACAGUGCACCUGCUGUAGCCCGGGCAGAGACUCUGGAGAGCACUAAGCUUCUUCAGGAAGCCCUGACAGCAACAAAUCAGACACAUCCGUAUGCGCAGCAUAUGUUGAUACAUAGCACAGAGAUGUCCAACAACGACGUCCGCACAGCUCUCCAAGCAGCCCAUGACCUUCUGGCAAACACUGCAAAAUUGCAGGAUCAGCACCUGCAGCACAUGACCAGCCACACCUACCUCCGCGCUGGCUACUACCACAAGGCCCUGAUGAGCAACAUCGUGGCCGUUGGUACCGACUCGACCUACUUCAAGAACCACUGGAUGCCAUAUGGUCCCGGUCACAACUCUGCCUUCCUCGUCGCUUGCGCCCUCUGGGCUGGUGACCGAGCUGCGGCUUACAAGUACGUCAAGGUCGUCCAGCAGGUUUUCGAGCGAGUCCCGGAGCAGGCGGACUUCCCGGAUGGUAGCAUGGCGUGGAACUACCCGAUGAUGGUAGCUCUCCGCUUCGGGGAUUUCGACCUCGUCGAGGGCUUGGAGAAGGCCAUUCCAGCAGGGUUUGCCAGCAAGUGGAUCUACGGAGGCCACCUGCUGAUGCACUAUAGCCGUGCAGUGGCGGAGGCGCACCUGGGUCGCUUGGACUCGGCGCGCGAGCACCUGACCCAGCUUCGGCUGCUCAUGCCAACGAUCAUGGCGCAAAAUGCACAGUAUGGCAACCUUUCGAAUAUUGCAAACGACACCGCUUCGGCAGUUCUGGCGAUGGCUGAAGGCCAGACCGAGACGGCGUUGAAUGCCUUGGCACAUGCGGUGGAGGUAGAGAUGGCGAUGCCGUACAGUUUGCCUCCCAACUGGCUGCUGCCCACACGAGAGUGCUACGGCCACGCUUUGCUUGUCGCGGGGAGAGCGACUGAGGCAGAGAAAGUAUUCCGGGCCGCACUGCACGGCCAGUCCUUCCACGCCGAGCCUCAUUGUGGCUGGGCGCUGCUGGGCCUCCGAAGGAGCCUUCAAGCCCAGGGUGGGCACGAGGAUGAGAUCAAGGCCUUGCGACGCGAGAUCCAGGCGGUUUGGAAAUGGUCGGAUGUGCCAUUGAGGACUCCCUGCGCACAGAUGGACAUUGGUCCGCUGAAGUCUUUGAUCGGGCAUUACUUUGCAGCUCUUGUGGAGUUCUGGCUCCGUGAGUGCCCUGCUUUGCGCAGCCGCCGUGUGCUCGCGCGACAGCACGUAGACAUCGCCGAGCAGCACAACCAGCUGAAGUUUCUGGCCGACUUGGACCCGGUGGUCAAAGAUGCCACCUAUGUCGUCAUGUGGCACGAAGGGUGGGGAAAAGUCAAGGGCGAAACGUUCGAUGACUUCGACCUCGCCUGCAAGCGGUUCGAAGCCUUAGAGGGCGGACGCUUUGCUGCUAUUCUGGUGGACGGCCGCUUCAGGGAGCUGCGCUACUAUGGGACCCGAGGUGAUGUGGCGAAAGAGUUUUCCAAGUUCUGGAGCGAGAAUUACCAGGGUCUCGGGGCUCUUCACCUGGAGGCUGCGUUCCACCUCAGCCUGGCGAGGGGGCCAAGGGAGGUCGACGUGCUGGGCUCUCGCUUCUCCGGAGGUUUCUUACAUGAGUCGCUGUGCUGGCGGAUCUUAGAGGCAAGAAUACGCGUCCGCUUGGCUCGUCGGCCGGAGGUGGUCCAGGAGCUCCAAGACAUGCUCGGUGCCAGUCCUUCGUCGCGCUUCCUCUUGCGCGGCUGUAUUUUCUACGAGGACGAGCUUGUUCUACGCCACCGCAGUGCAGAUGCGACGGCACUGCCGGGCACCCUCGACGAAGAGCCGAGCAUCCUCAGCCUCAACGGGCCAGCUGGAUGGUGGACGUACUCGCCUGCCAAGCUCCUGGAAGCUCCGGGAGCAAAGGAUUCCCGGUGGGCGCUGCUGCAUCACAAGCGUUAUUGGUUGUCUCCCCUGCUCUGCCUGGAGCAGCCCGAUGGAAGCGUUUGUGCAGAAGGAGAUGAAGAGAUCAACCUCAAGAGCAUCGAAGCUCUCGAUGGUCCAGGAUUUCUCCAAGCCGUCGCGGACAGCAAGCACCUGAAGGCUCGAAAUCCUGUGCUGGUCUCCGAGGUCCGCCUGCGUGAGCCAGGGAGGUGGGAAGAGGUGUCCCGUGGCUUCGUGCUUCCGCCGAAGUGGAGCAUGGAACCCCCGACAUUGCCGGAGGACAAACUACUGGACAAAGGACUCAAGAAGUCCGUGGUGGCGCAGGCCUCCAUCACGCGGCUGCAGCGAGCCAUGGAGCAUGCCUUGCAAUCUGCCGGCAGCCUUGACGAGUGGUGGGCCGAGGUCGAGCGCCUGGAGUCUGUAGCCGAAGACACAGAGCGGCGAUCAGCAAAGGAGCAAGAGCGCCGGCAGAACGAACUCUGGAGGCCUCCGCCUCCGGCAGAUCCGCUCAGUGAUUCGCAUUGCCUUGCGGAAGCUCUGGAGCAGCGAUGGACCGUCGCACAGACGGAGGAGGAGCAGCAAAGUGCGCGGAAAGCUUUGCUGUGUCGGCUAGCCGAUGCACCGCUGCUAACUGAAGAGCUGAUCCACACCCUGCUGGACCUUACGAAGCGCUGCAGUCAGCCGCGGCCUUUGGCCCACGUGCUUCUGGACGGCGGGCAGCACGUCCUGCGACGGCGCGGGAAGGAUGUGCAGGAUCAGCCAAUGACUCGAGCUGCACAGGAGGCCUGGGAAGAGCUGCAGCGUCUUGCUGGCGACCCGCUGGAGGAGUGCUGCUGCCCGAAGAUCGUGGCAAAGGCGUGCAAAAUGCUGUCUCUGGAGCCUUCACUAGCACAAGGCCGCGCUGGCGUUGUGCAGGAAGUACUGGGACACUUCCGUGCCUUCGGGUAUCCGGCGGAAGCGAAGCCCUCCACGCAUCGAGAGGCAACGCUCACAGGAGCCUUGCAACUCUGCGGCCUGCGUUUGGAGCGCUUGGGUCAGCGCCGAGCUCUCCGACAGAUCGCCGAGGAAUGGAACUCGGAGGCAGACGCUGAUGCCGACCUGCUGGAGGAUGUUUGCUGCAUCACUCAAGGAUGCCACAAGUCUUGCCCCUCCCGCUGCUGCGUGGCGCGCUGUAGCUGCGAGUGCUGCUGCAGAUGCAGCUGCAGCCUGGAGCUUGAAGAUGAGGAGGUGCGGCCUCUGAUCGUCUGGCUCGCAGCCAACGGAGAGCUAGCCCCCGCUCGGGCCGCAGCGCGCGGCGAGGUUUGCGGGGAAGUCCGUGCGAAGGCACUGGAAGCUGAGCUGCAGGGCCAGAUGGAGGAGCACGGUGUCGUUCUGGGCCGAAGGCAGCGGCGCAAACUCGCAGGCGCCGUUGCCCCUUCGCCAUCUCUGCGACGUGGAGCUGCUGCGGCGGAGGGCAGCAAGGUUCUGCCUGAGCUGAUACUCCCUGGCGAUGUGGAAAUCAUAUGGGUGGACAAGGACUUGGCGACGGCAACAGAGGAUCUUUUCCGAAGAGCAGCAGACGAGGGCGGCAUCAUUGCCUUGGAUGCAGAGUGGAAACCUUUCAGAACAGGGGAGCCACCAACGCCGCUGGAGUUAGUGCAGCUCGCUGUGCCUUCGGCCUGCUUCCUCCUGGAUAUCCCCCGCCUCCGCCAAGACGAGGAGGUGGCGCUCCGCACGUUGCUGGCGCGGCUCUGCAAGGAUGCGUUGCUCCUGGGAUUUGGGCUCCUACAGGACGCGGCGAAGGUUGCUGCUGAAGGCCUCGGCAGGAUGGAAGCCGCCAGGUGCCUGGACCUGCAGGAAGACGUGAAGCGACCGUCCGGAGGCAACGGUCUCGCUGAGAUCCUGCGCGCCUCACUGCACCGGUCAUUGCCGAAAGAGGAGCAGUGUUCAGACUGGUCCUUGCGGCCUCUCACGGAGAAGCAGCGGCGCUACGCUGCACUGGAUGCUUGGGCGCUGCUCCAGCUCCUCGCGGUCGACUACGGUUCGGCGCCGGGUGCCGGGACCGUUCUCGCUGCGCAGGAUCUGGCCCUGUGCCUCAAAGACGUCGUGGCACCGGCACGGCCCUUGCUGUUGCCAUUGGGCCCCGAACAUGUAGACCUCGCCUUUGAGAAGCUGUCCCUGCCCGUUCAGGAGGCCACCCCAGCAACUGCAGACGCUGUACAGUGCAAAACGCUGGGGCUGGUCGGAAUUGCAUCGGAGGAGGUGACCCGAGUCAAUGCCCAGCAACGCUGUGCCGUUGUUGUCCUCCGCUUCGAGCACCAACUCUGCAUGGCCAACGCGAGUGAGGCACUCGGGAUGAGUCGGCUCCGCCUCGCCAAGCGCCGGGAGCUGCCGCUGCUCUUCGGCUACGAGGCAUGGGUGCCGCAGCUGCAUCUUGAGAAGAGGCCACAGCACCUUACUCCGCUCAGAGAGCUGGAAGGUUUCGUUGCGCGACCCACUUGA